UGGCACUUGCUGCAAAUUUCCGUUCCCCUUCCAGACACAGAACAGGAAAACAUCUCAACAGUCAGAGACAGACGACAUGGCUGACGAAAGAACCUUCAUUAUGGUGAAGCCUGAUGGCGUGCACAGGGGUUUGGUUGGUGAAAUCAUUAAGAGGUUUGAACAGAAGGGAUUCAAACUCGUUGCCUUAAAAUUCGUUCACGCGUCAGAGGAUCAUCUGAAGAAACACUACGAAGCCCUGAGCAGCAAGCCAUUCUUUGGGGGACUUGUCAAGUACAUGUCAUCUGGCCCUCUCGUGCCGAUGGUUUGGGAGGGAAAGAACGUUGUGAAGACGGGCAGAAUCAUCUUGGGUGAGACCAAUCCAUUUGACUCCAAACCAGGCACCAUCAGGGGAGAUUUUGGAAUUGAAGUUGGAAGAAACAUUUGCCAUGGUAGCGAUUCAGUGGAAAGUGCAAAGAUAGAGGUUGCCCUCUGGUUCCACGACGCUGAACUCCUCAACUGGACCCCUGUGGCUACUCCCUGGAUCUAUGAAUAAAUAAAUUUGAAUAAAUUAAUAAAUUUUGUAUUUUAAUUAUUGUUAUCGAGCUAAUUUUAAUAAAGUUUGAAAGUUUUGGAUAUGUUUUGUUAAUAGCUGGUUAGCUAAUGUUUGUUUGAAGUUUGUUUUUGGACAACGCUUACUGUUAUGGUAUCAAUUAGCUCUGGAAUCAAGACAGCUCAAACAUUAUUAGGUAGAUUAUUUGCGAUGGCCUUAUGGCCACAUUGGCAUUUGCAGUGUUUUCUCAUGUGUUUUAAAGUUGAAAAUCUCAUCUUACAAUACGUUAUAUUUACUU
Helobdella robusta is the source of this 827-nucleotide messenger RNA. RefSeq lists its product as hypothetical. Bases 77 to 532 code for a protein of 151 amino acids. The record is from RefSeq and is a predicted model, not a curated record. The transcript has 6 exons. Gene Ontology annotation, molecular function: nucleoside diphosphate kinase activity. Gene Ontology annotation, biological process: GTP biosynthetic process; UTP biosynthetic process; CTP biosynthetic process. Lineage: Eukaryota; Metazoa; Annelida; Clitellata; Rhynchobdellida; Glossiphoniidae.